This is a messenger RNA of Lasiosphaeria miniovina, 885 nucleotides long. RefSeq names its product aldo-keto reductase. Bases 1 to 885 code for a protein of 294 amino acids. The record is from RefSeq and is a predicted model, not a curated record. Gene Ontology annotation, molecular function: oxidoreductase activity. Lineage: Eukaryota; Fungi; Ascomycota; Sordariomycetes; Sordariales; Lasiosphaeriaceae. The transcript has 3 exons.
AUGGCCGCCCUGACCAUCAACUCCAAGAUCAAGCUCCCCAGCGGCUACGAAAUUCCCCAGCUGGGAUAUGGCGUGAGUUUUGCUUCUCCCCCAGAAGACACUGAAAGAGUGUCCAAGCUAGCCCUUGAAGCUGGCUACACCCACUUCGACUCGGCAGCCUUCUACGACAACGAAGACGGCGCGGGCAGAGCCAUCCGCACCGGCACCAAGCUCCCGCGCGAGCAGAUCUUCUUCACCUCCAAGGUACCGCCCGGAAGCGUGUCGUACGAUGGCGCCAAGGCGACCAUCGAACAAACGCUCGCCAAGUCGGAGCUCGGCUACGUGGACCUGAUGCUGCUGCACGCGCCGUACGGCGGGUCGGCGAACCGCAAGGGCGCGUGGCGCGCGCUGGUCGAGGCCGUCGAGGCCGGCAAGGUGCGCAGCAUCGGCGUCAGCAACUACGGCGUCCAGCACCUCGACGAGCUGGAGCGGCACAUUGCCGAGCUCGAGGUCGAGCGCGGCGGCCCCGGCAAGGGCGGCGUGCUGAGCGCCGGCCAGUGGGAGAUCCAUCCCUGGUGCGCCCGCCGCGACAUCACCGACUGGUGCGCCGCGCGCGGCGUCGCCGUCCAGGCCUACACUCCGCUCGUCCGCGGCAAGCGCUGGGGCGAGCCGGCCCUCAAGAAGCUCGCCGACAAGUACGGCAAGUCCGAGGCCCAGGUACUCGUCCGAUGGAGCCUGCAGAAGGGCUUCAUCCCGCUCCCCAAGAGCGUCACGCCCGACCGCAUCCGGUCCAACGCCGACGUCUAUGACUUUGCCCUCACCCCCGAGGAGGUCGCCGGCCUCGAGACGGACGGCUACACCCCCGUCGCCGGCUGGGAUCCCACCGUUGCGCCGCUUGAGGCUUGA